Messenger RNA from Aspergillus puulaauensis, 399 nucleotides. RefSeq lists its product as uncharacterized. The transcript is spliced from 3 exons. The record is from RefSeq and is a predicted model, not a curated record. The coding region runs from base 1 to 399 and encodes 132 amino acids. Lineage: Eukaryota; Fungi; Ascomycota; Eurotiomycetes; Eurotiales; Aspergillaceae.
AUGACCAUAAACCAUUUCUUCCUAUGGGUGACGGCCAGAAAUAUGCCUGCACUGCGCAGCUUCUAUAGCAAAGUCCUCGCUCCGGUUGGGUACAAGGAGCUCAUCUGCGCCCACAAAAGCACGCUCAUCGGAUUUGGAAGCGACUAUCCUUAUUUCUGGCUGAAGGCGCUCCCGGAGGGGAAACAGACAAUGCCUGUUCACGUUGCAUUUGAUGCGCCGGAUUGGACGGCUGUUAAUGAGUUCCAUCGUGUUGCAUUAGAAAACGGAGCACAGGGUAACGGGGAUCCUGGUGUCAGGGAGGAGAUGAGCCGGUAUCCUUACUAUGCGGCCUUUGCAGUGGACAUGGAAGGGAACAAUGUGGAGGCUGUUUGUGCGCCGAGGGAGGCUAGAAAGAGUUAA